ACAACAGAUUCGAAAAUGUUUCGUGCAGUUUGUUUUUGUUCCCUUUUACUCGCUACUGGUCUCGUCCAUGGCGAGAUCAAAAAUAAAGGAUGGUGGAAGAACGCCGUAUUCUAUCAAAUUUAUCCACGGAGUUUUAUGGAUUCGAAUGAUGAUGGAGUCGGUGAUCUAAAAGGUAUUACAUCGAAAUUGGAGCAUUUCGUUGACGCUGGAGUUCGAGGAAUAUGGCUUUCACCUAUUUAUGCGAGUCCAAUGGUUGAUUUUGGUUACGAUAUAUCAGAUUUCAAAGCCAUACAUCCAGAGUUUGGUACGAUGGAGGAUUUUGAAGCAUUGGUAGAAAAAUCGAAACGACUUGGAUUAAAAGUAAUUCUCGAUCUCGUACCAAAUCAUACAUCCGACAAGCAUGAGUGGUUCCAAAAGUUUCUCGCAGGGGAGAAGAAAUAUAAAGAUUAUUAUGUUUGGAGAAAAGGACGAAAGGAUGAUGGAGUUACUCCACCGAACAAUUGGAUAAGCCUGUUCAGUGGUCCUGCUUGGACCUACAAUGCAACGUUGAAGGAAUGGUAUCUACAUCAAUUUGAGUACAGACAACCAGAUUUAAAUUACAGUAAUAAAGAAGUGCAAGCCGAGAUGGAAGACGUCAUUCUAUUUUGGUUACGUAAAGGCAUAGAUGGUUUUCGAAUAGAUGCCGUUCCACAUCUCUUCGAAAGAGAAGAUCUCCAUGAUGAACCCAGAAGUUCCGAUCCAAAUGCUACCGAUCGUGAUUACACUUAUUUGGAUCACAUUUAUACCAAAGACGAUCCACGAACCUAUGAACUUGUAAAAAGCUGGAGAAAGAUUCUUGAUGAUUAUUCCGAUGCCAAUAACGAGGAUGAGAAGGUGAUGAUGACCGAAGCUUACACUUCUUUAGAAAAUACUACGAAAUAUUAUCAGUACGGUUCUCACAUACCAUUCAAUUUCAAAUUGAUCACCGAUGUUAAUCACAAUUCGAGCGCAUCCGAUUUUAAGAGGAUCAUUGAAGCAUGGAUAGCUAAAACUCCAAAGAAUGGAAGUGCUAAUUGGGUGUUGGGAAAUCACGAUCGUAGUCGUACCGCGUCACGUUAUCCAAAUAGAGAAGUCCAAAUGAUUAUGCUACCAAUGAUCUUACCUGGUGUUGCCGUUACUUAUUAUGGAGAAGAAAUUGGAAUGGUUGAUAAGAGUGAUAUUUCGUGGGAAGACACACAAGAUCCGCAAGCUUGUAACGCCGGAAAGGAUAAAUAUCGAAAUCGAUCUCGUGAUCCAAAUCGCACACCUUUCCAAUGGAGCUAUGUUUCAAAUGCUGGAUUUAGUAACGGAAAUCGAACGUGGCUUCCGGUUCAUGAAAAUUAUAAAGUAUUGAAUUUGUUAGAUCAAACUAAUUCUUCACAACAGUCAGUUUAUAAAAUCUAUCGAUCUUUGAUUCGAUUGCGGAACACAUCGCUCGCACUUCAAGAAGGUGAUUUGAAAAUGAAGGUAGUGAAAUUCCAUACUGAUUAUUGUUACAACUGCGAAUUGUUAGUUAUCAUUCGAGAAGUAUCUGGAGAGAUAAUGUCUCUCGUAAUGAGUUUUUCUCCAGCCAUACAAAUUCGCGUCGAUUUGAGGGAUAUCAUGCCUCUUUACGACAAUAUAUAUGUUGAAGUUGAUUCCUUUGCUUUGAAGAGAUAUAAAUUAUAUUCCAACGUUAUAUAUGUUAAUCCUUGGGAAGGCAUUGUCUUAUCAUCUAGUAAUUAGAUUUAAUACCGACAAAUAGCAGUAGAAUUUGGAGAUAUGUACAAUGAUUUUAAAUAUAUUAUUGAAUGUAUAUUUGUUUUUUUCUGUUUCUUGUUAAUAAAAUCUCUUUAUGAAUUUA
Messenger RNA from Vespa crabro (European hornet), 1861 nucleotides. Its product is annotated as maltase 1-like. The coding region runs from base 16 to 1743 and encodes 575 amino acids. Lineage: Eukaryota; Metazoa; Arthropoda; Insecta; Hymenoptera; Vespidae. The record is from RefSeq and is a predicted model, not a curated record. The transcript is spliced from 8 exons. Gene Ontology annotation, biological process: carbohydrate metabolic process.